Capra hircus (goat) is the source of this 4762-nucleotide messenger RNA. It is a transcript of the gene SGIP1, whose product is annotated as SH3 domain GRB2 like endophilin interacting protein 1. Gene Ontology annotation, cellular component: clathrin-coated vesicle; clathrin-coated pit; plasma membrane. The transcript has 25 exons. Lineage: Eukaryota; Metazoa; Chordata; Mammalia; Artiodactyla; Bovidae. Gene Ontology annotation, biological process: clathrin-dependent endocytosis; clathrin coat assembly. Bases 309 to 2786 code for a protein of 825 amino acids. The record is from RefSeq and is a predicted model, not a curated record.
CUGCCUACCAUGUGACGCGGUCCAGAGCUGAAGGGAUUGGCCGAGGCAACGCAGGCGGUGCAGCUCGGCCGGCUGGCUGUUCCUCUCCCUUUCUCUCGCAGCAUCUUCCUGGGAGCCUGUAGGUGAAGCAGCACCAGCAGCAUCCAUGGCCUAUCUUUGGGGUUAACACUUGUCUCCUUUGGCUUCAGCAGCGGACACAGCAGAUCUCUCGGCGGCAGCAGCGUUGCGAGGACUUAAGCUGAGACCUGGCAUCGUAUCCUCCUGUGUUUUUUCAGACUCUGGAAAUUAAGGAAUGCAAUUCUGCCACCAUGAUGGAAGGAUUGAAAAAACGUACAAGGAAGGCCUUUGGAAUACGGAAGAAAGAAAAGGACACUGAUUCUACAGGUUCACCAGAUAGAGAUGGAAUUCAGCCCAGCCCACAUGAACCACCCUACAAUAACAAAGCAGAGUGCGCGCGUGAAGGAGGAAAAAAAGUUUCGAAGAAAAGCAAUGGAGCACCAAAUGGAUUUUAUGCAGAAAUUGAUUGGGAAAGAUAUAAUUCCCCUGAGCUGGAUGAAGAAGGCUACAGCAUCAGACCUGAGGAACCCGGCUCUACCAAAGGAAAGCACUUUUAUUCUUCGAGCGAAUCAGAAGAGGAAGAAGAAUCACACAAGAAGUUUAAUAUCAAGAUUAAGCCAUUGCAAGCUAAAGACAUUCUUAAGAACGCUGCAACUGUAGAUGAACUGAAGGCAUCAAUAGGCAACAUUGCACUUUCCCCAUCACCGGUGAGGAAAAGUCCGAGGCGCAGCCCGGGUGCAAUUAAAAGGAACUUAUCCAGUGAAGAAGUAGCGAGACCCAGGCGUUCCACACCAACUCCAGAGCUCAUAAGCAAAAAACCUUCAGAGGACACCACGGCGCUUGCUCCCCUCUUUGGUCCACCGUUAGAAUCAGCUUUUGAUGAACAGAAGACAGAAGUUCUUUUAGAUCAGCCUGAGAUAUGGGGUUCAGGCCAACCAAUUAAUCCAAGUGUGGAGUCGCCAAAGUUAACAAGGCCUUUUCCCACUGGAACACCUCCACCACUGCCUCCAAAAAAUGUACCAGCCACCCCACCCCGAACAGGCUCCCCCUUAACAGUUGGACCAGGAAAUGACCAAUCAGCCACAGAGGUCAAAAUUGAAAAGCUACCAUCCAUCAAUGAUUUGGACAGCAUUUUUGGCCCCGUGUUAUCCCCCAAGUCUGUUGCUGUUAAUGCUGAAGACAAGUGGGUCCAUUUUUCUGACACAUCCCCGGAACGUGUUACUCCAGAGUUGACUCCAAGGGAAAAGGUGAUGUCCCCACCAGCUGCCUCAGACAACCCAGCUGACUCCCCACCUCCGGGCCCCCUGGGUCCUCCUGGCCCCUCAGGACCUCCGGGUCCUCCUCGCAAUGUACCAUCGCCACUCAAUUUAGAAGAAGUCCAGAAGAAAGUUGCUGAGCAGAACUUCAUUAAAGAUGAUUACUUAGAAACAAUCUCAUCUCCUAAAGAUUUGGGGUUGGGACAGAGAGCAACUCCGCCUCCCCCACCACCACCCACCUACAGGACUGUGGUCUCGUCCCCCGGACCCGGCUCGGGCAGUGGUACGGGGACCACCAGUGGUGCAUCAUCCCCUGCUCGGCCAGCCACCCCCUUGGUUCCUUGCAGCAGCACGACCCCACCUCCACCUCCUCCCCGGCCUCCGUCUCGGCCAAAGCUACCUCCAGGGAAGCCUGGAGUUGGAGAUGUGCCCCGACCUUUCAGCCCUCCCAUCCAUUCUUCCAGCCCUCCUCCGAUAGCACCCCUAGCCCGGGCUGAAAGCACUUCUUCAAUAUCAUCUACCAAUUCCUUGAGUGCGGCCACCACUCCCACAGUUGAGAAUGAACAGCCUUCCCUCGUUUGGUUUGACAGAGGAAAGUUUUAUUUGACUUUUGAAGGUUCUUCCAGGGGACCCAGCCCCCUAACCAUGGGAGCCCAGGACACCCUCCCUGUUGCAGCAGCAUUUACAGAAACGGUCAAUGCCUACUUCAAAGGAGCAGAUCCAAGCAAAUGUAUCGUGAAGAUUACUGGAGAAAUGGUGUUGUCUUUUCCUGCCGGGAUCACCAGACACUUUGCCAACAAUCCAUCGCCAGCUGCUCUGACUUUUCGGGUGAUAAAUUUCAGCAGGUUAGAACACGUCCUGCCAAAUCCCCAACUUCUCUGCUGCGAUAAUACCCAAAAUGAUGCCAAUGCCAAGGAAUUCUGGGUAAACAUGCCAAAUUUGAUGACUCACCUAAAGAAAGUGUCGGAACAAAAACCCCAGGCUACGUAUUAUAAUGUGGACAUGCUCAAAUAUCAGGUGUCAGCCCAGGGCAUUCAGUCCACGCCUCUGAACUUGGCAGUGAACUGGCGAUGUGAACCAGCAAGCACCGACCUGCGCAUAGAUUACAAGUACAAUACAGAUGCAAUGGCAACAGCCGUGGCCCUCAACAACGUGCAGUUCUUGGUCCCCGUGGAUGGAGGGGUAACCAAGCUCCAGGCGGUGCUUCCACCAGCAGUCUGGAAUGCUGACCAACAAAGAAUAUUGUGGAAGAUUCCUGAUAUUUCUCAAAAGUCAGAAAAUGGAGGGGUAGGUUCUUUAUUGGCAAGAUUUCAGUUAUCUGAAGGCCCAAGCAAACCUUCCCCAUUGGUUGUGCAGUUUACAAGUGAAGGAAGCACUCUUUCUGGCUGUGACAUUGAACUUGUUGGAGCAGGGUACAGAUUUUCACUCAUCAAGAAAAGGUUUGCUGCAGGAAAAUACUUGGCAGAUAACUAAUAAAAUCUUAUGCAAGGAUUUGGAGAUUCAUAUAAUGGAGAACUGUUGUAUGAGAAACAGAUUUUAAUUUUGGUUUGAUGAAAACAAACCAAAAAUCUGCACUUGGGAUAUAUCUGCUGGAAAUGUCAAUGACUUUCAGCAAUGAUUUCCCUGACCCGAUACCAUGAUGACCAGUCCUACAGUAUUUACUUCUAGGUGUAAUAUUGUUAAUGGUUUUAAAAUGUAAUUAUUGUAUUUGUAAAUUGUACUCAUUCCAGUAAGGCGGUUAGAUACUUGAGUUUUAGCAUUUUACCAUUCCUGAAAUGGAUGUAAUUUAAACUGUGGUAUGUAAAUUUAAUAGUAGUACUGUUGAAUGGCACAAUGCUUACAGAGGUAGAUUGCAUUUUGUCAAUAUAUAAAAUUUAAAUAUAAUAUUGUUGGCUGUCAUAAAGGGGGUGCCACGCACAAAGAAAAUUAAGCAGAACCAGAAAAAAAAACUUCCUUUUCUUCAGUCCUUAGUAUGUUUUACUCUAGUGCUAAAUAAAAAUUCUAUCUUCAUAUGUUUAGUGGAUUAAAUUCCGAAACUAUUUCAGAAAAAAUAAUCUAAAGUUACAGCAUAUUCAAAGAAAAGCAUUAAUUGCCACUUUUUAAAAAGCUUUUUUUUCAAACUGCAAAUUUCAUAAAAAUGCAAACUGUGUAAACAGGGCCUCUUAUUUUUAUAACUUGUGUAAAAAGGGAAAGCAAUUCAUAUUUAAAGUUUAAGUAUAUGAAAUUAUAAACAAGAGUAAAGAAGACGUUGACAUCUUAAUUACUCCCCUCCCUUCCACAGAUUAGCAGAUAUGGGGACUACUGAAUAAUCAGACUAACACCAAAAUUGUGGUUUUAAAAUUUCAAGAAUUUCCAUGGUUAAACUGGUUAACAACUUUUGCACAAUAUCUCUAGACAGAGACCCUCCCAUCCUAGCAUGGAGAAUUGUACCAAGCAUCUUCCUCAUUAUCCACAGGAAUCAAAACAUUGACUCUAAAAAACCCAGAAAAGAAAGAUUUCAGUCCCCUAUUGAAAUCCAGAAGUAGAAUUUUAGUCAUCAUUUAUAUCAUAUGGGAAGGAAAAAAUAAGCUUUAUAAAUGAAAUUCUAACCACAUUAUUGUGCAAUAAAUUUCCUUUUGGAUAAGAUUCAUUAUAUGUAACUAUAAAUCUUCGCUGUUCUUAGGGAAUCAAAAAGAGAGUUAUAAAAAAUGUAUGUUAUGAUUUCAUUGUUGCAAGGUAUAAUAAAAACUGUAAUUAUUCAGUCUGGCCUCAAUAUAGGCAUUCAGGAUGGAGAAGUUCUUCUUCAGGAGUCCCAGCUAUAAAACCUUCCUCCAUUACAAUCUGAAAACAUGAAUCUUCCUUUAAGUCAUAAAACCUAUUUUAAACAUAAACUCAUUCCUGUUCUAGGUUAUACUAUUAAAUAAAUAUAAUUAUUAAGUUGUUAAAUUUAUCAUUAGUUGCUAAAUUUUACUUACAUCAUUCAUAUUUGACAAAGAACUUUAGCCCCUUAAAAUUUUAGAAUCAAAUUAAAUUUUGUAAGCUUACUUUUAAAAUGAAUUGUGACUGGCAAUUGUUUAUAGUGGAAUUUUUUAAAUUAAUAUUUGUACUCCUCAAUCAGUGCUUGCUACCAAGAGACUGUUCAAAAUGAUCUGUUUUACCUAAGAAGAAUUCUUGCUGUUCAAAUUCUCGAUUGGCUCCCCAAGCAGUCUGACGUUGAAGUUUUUGAACAAGUAACUAAUAUAGUCACUUUAAAGAUAUUCAAUUUUAUUUUGAAAUAAAAAUAGAAAAUGAAAACUUUUAAAUCUCAUAAAACAUGGGGAAAUUUCAAACACUGGAACCAAUGGAGAGUAAGUAGCAGAAAAUUGAGUAUUAUCCAGCAUAUGAAUAUAAAAAUGUGUUUUUAAGAUAUUAAUCCCUGAGAAAACAUAUUAAAUAUUAACAUAAAGCAUAUUAAAAAUAUGUAAAUAUUA